UGCACCGGGAGUUUAUUUAUUUUUUAACCGAAAGUGAAGUGCAGCCGGAGGAAGCCAAGGCUGCUAGGCUACCGGUGCUUAGCUGCUGAAGUCUGGAGCAGCUUUUGCAUUUUUCUGACCUGACUAUUAACGGGUUCACGGAAUAGGAGGACCCUCCUGUCAGUCCACCAUGGCGGACAUCAAGAACUUCCUGUACGCCUGGUGUGGGAAAAAGAAGCUGACUCCAAACUACGACAUCCGAGCAGCGGGCAACAAAAACAGGCAGAAGUUUAUGUGUGAGGUCCGAGUCGAUGGCUUCAACUACAUUGGGAUGGGAAACUCCACCAAUAAGAAGGACGCGCAGACCAACGCCGCCCGCGACUUUGUCAACUAUCUGGUCCGAAUAGGAGAGAUGAACGCAGCAGAGGUCCCGGCCAUCGGGGUGAGCACUCCCAUCGCAGAUCAACCUGAUGCAGCUGGAGAUGCUGGCUUUGGAAACCUCCCUUCUAGCGGUCCUCUACCACCUCACCUGGUAGUGAAAGCUGAGCAAGGGGACGGCAGCGUCAGUGGGCCGGUUCCAGGAGUGACCGGACUGGGUUACGCAGGAGGAGGAAACUCCGGUUGGGGCAGAGGAGGAAGUGACGGAGGAGCUCAGUGGGACCGAGGAGCCAACCUGAAGGAGUAUUACGCCAAGAGAGACGAACAGGAAGCGCAGGCGACUCUGGAGUCGGAGGAAGUGGAUCUGAACGCUAACCUUCACGGAAACUGGACUCUGGAGAACGCCAAGGCCCGUCUGAACCAGUUCUUCCAGAAGGAGAAAACCAGUGCUGAGUAUAAAUACAGCCAAGUGGGACCGGACCACAACAGGAGCUUCAUAGCAGAGAUGCAGCUUUUUGUGAAGCAGCUUGGCAGAAGGAUCACGGCUCGAGAGCACGGCUCCAACAAGAAGCUGGCGGCUCAAUCGUGCGCUCUGUCUCUGGUCCGACAGCUGUAUCACCUGGGAGUCAUCGAGGCGUACUCCGGGGUCACCAAGAAGAAGGAGGGAGAAACUUUGGAGGCGUUUGAGGUCAACGUGUCUCCAGACCUGCAGCAGCAGCUGGCCUCUGUGGUCCAGGAGCUCGGAGUCAGUGUCCCCCCACCGCCUGCAGACCCCAGCAGCCCGGUGUCUCUGGCUCAGGGGAAGCUGGCGUACUUCGAGCCGUCACAGAGGCAGACCGGAGCCGGAGUCGUCCCCUGGUCGCCUCCUCAGGUCAACUGGAACCCCUGGACCAGCAGCAACAUCGACGAGGGGCCGCUGGCCUACUGCACUCCAGAGCAGAUCAGCGGCGACCUGCACGACGAGCUGAAGUACCAGCUGGAGCAUGAUGAAAACCUGCAGAAGAUCCUGAUGGAACGCGAGCAGCUGCCCGUCAAACAGUUUGAGGAGGAGAUCAUGGCGGCCAUCGACAAAAGCCCUGUGGUGAUCAUCAGAGGAGCGACGGGCUGCGGUAAAACCACUCAGGUUCCUCAGUACAUCCUGGACCGCUUCAUCAAGGGGGGCCGAGCAUCGGACUGCAACAUCGUGGUCACCCAGCCCAGACGGAUCAGCGCCGUGUCCGUGGCUGAGAGGGUCGCCUUUGAGAGAGCAGAGGAUCUUGGGAAAAGCUGUGGCUACAGCGUCCGAUUUGAGUCCGUCCUCCCUCGACCCCACGCCAGUGUCCUCUUCUGCACCGUCGGUGUUCUUCUGCGGAAGCUGGAAGCAGGAAUCAGAGGCAUCAGUCACGUCAUCGUUGAUGAGAUCCACGAGAGAGACAUCAACACGGACUUCCUCAUGGUGGUCCUCAGAGACGUGGUCCAGGCCUACCCGGACGUGCGCAUCAUCCUCAUGUCGGCCACCAUCGACACCACCAUGUUCAGAGAGUACUUCUUCAGCUGCCCCGUCAUUGAGGUGUUUGGUCGCACCUUCCCCGUCCAAGAGUAUUUCCUGGAGGACUGCAUCCAGAUGACAAAGUUUGUGCCUCCACCGAUGGACCGAAAGAAGAAAGACAAAGACGAGGAGGGAGGAGACGACGACACUAACUGUAAUGUGAUCUGCGGGCCGGAGUAUACGCCGGAGACGAAGCAUUCGAUGGCUCAGAUCAAUGAGAAGGAAACGUCCUUCGAGCUGGUGGAGGCGCUUCUGAAGUACAUCGAGACGCUGCAGGUGGCCGGCGCCGUGCUCGUCUUCCUCCCCGGCUGGAACCUCAUCUACUCCAUGCAGAGACACCUGGAGAGCAACCCACACUUCGGAAGCAACCGGUACCGAAUCCUGCCGCUGCACUCUCAGAUACCUCGAGAAGAGCAGAGGAGGGUGUUUGAACCAGUUCCUGAUGACAUCAGAAAGGUGAUCCUGUCCACCAACAUCGCCGAGACGAGCAUCACCAUCAACGAUGUCGUCUACGUCGUCGACUCCUGCAAGCAGAAAGUGAAGCUGUUCACCUCCCACAACAAUAUGACCAACUACGCCACCGUCUGGGCCUCCAAGACCAACCUGGAGCAGAGGAAAGGUCGAGCCGGCAGAGUCCGACCGGGGUUCUGCUUCCACCUCUGCAGCCGCGCUCGAUUCGACAAGUUGGAGACUCACAUGACUCCAGAGAUCUUCAGAACUCCGCUGCAUGAAAUUGCCCUGAGCAUCAAACUGCUGAGACUCGGAGGCAUCGGCCACUUCCUGUCUAAGGCCAUCGAGCCACCGCCGCUGGACGCCGUCAUCGAGGCCGAACACACCUUGAAAGAGCUGGACGCCCUGGACUCCAACGACGAGCUGACCCCUCUGGGGCGGAUUCUGGCUCGGCUGCCCAUCGAACCUCGGCUGGGGAAGAUGAUGAUCAUGGGCUGCAUCUUCCACGUCGGCGAUGCGAUGUGCACCAUCUCGGCCGCCACCUGUUUCCCAGAGCCUUUCAUCAGCGAGGGGAAGCGUCUCGGCUUCGUGCACAGAAACUUUGCUGGCAGUCGUUUCUCGGAUCACGUGGCGCUGCUGUCCGUGUUCCAGGCCUGGGACGACGUCAGGAUUAACGGAGAGGAGGCGGAGAGUCGCUUCUGUGACCACAAACGUCUCAACAUGUCGACUCUGAGGAUGACCUGGGAGGCCAAAGUCCAGCUGAAGGAGAUCCUGGUGAACUCUGGAUUUCCUGAAGAGUGUCUCAUGACGCAGAUGUUCAACACGGUGGGGCCGGACAACAACCUGGACGUGGUGGUCUCUCUGCUCACCUUCGGCUCGUACCCCAACGUCUGCUACCACAAAGAGAAGAGGAAGAUCCUGACCACCGAGGGGCGCAACGCCCUCAUCCACAAAUCCUCCGUCAACUGUCCCUUCAGCAGCCACGACAUGAUCUACCCGUCGCCAUUCUUCGUCUUCGGCGAGAAGAUCCGAACCAGAGCGAUCUCGGCCAAAGGGAUGACUCUGGUCAGUCCUCUGCAGCUGCUGCUGUUCGCCUGCAAGAAGGUGACCUCUAACGGAGAGAUCGUGGAGCUCGACGACUGGAUCAAACUGAAGAUUGCUCACGAGGUGGCGGGGAGCAUCCUGGCUCUGCGGGCCGCCCUGGAGGCGGUGGUGGUGGAGGUGACCAAAGACCCGGAGUACAUCAGACAGAUGGACCAAACCAACGAGCGGCUCCUGAACGUCAUCAGACACGUCUCCAAACCGUCGGCGGCCGGGCUCAACAUGAUGGCCAACAACCAGAGGAUGGGAGACGGUCCACGACCUCCGAAGAUGCCGCGUUUUGAUGGAGGAGGCGGCGGCAGAGGUUACCAAGGAGGAGGAGGCUACAGGGGAGGAGGAGGAGGAGGGGGAUACAGAGGAGGUGGAGGAUAUGGAGGAGGAGGAGGAGGGGGAUACAGAGGAGGUGGCGGAGGAUACAUGGGUGGUGGAGGAUAUGGAGGAGGAGGAGGAUACAGGGGUGGUGGAGGAUAUGGAGGAUACAGAGGUGGUGGUGGUUAUGGUGGUGGAGGAGGUGGUUAUAGGGGAGGCGGAGGAGGAGGUGGUUAUAGAGGAGGAGGCAGCAGUUAUGGAGGAGGUGGAGGAUACAGAGGUGGAUACUAAGGUGAAAAAUCAGUCAUCUCGUGUCUUCUUCUUCUUCUUCUUUAGUUUAUUGAGUAAAAGAUUAAUGUGAAAUUGACCGUUGCAGUUAAAACGAUGUUUGACUGGAACCUGCUGAUGUUUGUUUUUAUGGUCUGUAAAUGAAAACGUCCCCAAUAAAUCUGUCAUGUUCCCUCAU
Messenger RNA from Oreochromis aureus, 4211 nucleotides. RefSeq names its product DEAH (Asp-Glu-Ala-His) box helicase 9 (gene dhx9). Gene Ontology annotation, biological process: regulation of mRNA processing; positive regulation of transcription by RNA polymerase II. The transcript has 28 exons. The record is from RefSeq and is a predicted model, not a curated record. Gene Ontology annotation, cellular component: ribonucleoprotein complex; intracellular anatomical structure; nucleolus. NCBI's taxonomy places the organism in Eukaryota, Metazoa, Chordata, Actinopteri, Cichliformes, Cichlidae. Gene Ontology annotation, molecular function: 3'-5' DNA/RNA helicase activity; double-stranded RNA binding; ATP binding. Bases 170 to 4036 code for a protein of 1288 amino acids.